AUGAUUGCUAAAUUUUUGGUGAUGAUGACAGUAAUAGUAGCUCUUACUCACGGAGGACUUAUCGGUGAAAUUGGAUUAGACAGUGGUCUUGGACUAAAGGGAGGAAUCUCAAGCAUUGGCAUCCAAAGCAUUGCUUUAGCUGGAAAGGAGGCUGUAGUUGAUUUGAUUGCUCCUCCAAAAUAUGAAUAUAAAUACGCAGUAGAGGAUCCACACACUGGAGAUCUCAAAGAACAGCAAGAAUCCAGAGUCGAUGACCUCACUAAAAGCGAAUAUGCUGUUGCGGAGAAAGAUAGAAAAAUUCAGGUAUCUAGAAUUAUUGGUAAAAGCAUUCCUUUAGUCUCCAAAUCUAUAUCGCUAGGAAAAUAUUAAGAAUGUGCC
Molecule: messenger RNA, 378 nt
Organism: Diabrotica balteata
Lineage: Eukaryota; Metazoa; Arthropoda; Insecta; Coleoptera; Chrysomelidae
Source: the annotation of a GenBank genome assembly